AUGAGCGCGACAGCAGCAAAGAGGCGUGCAAACUGCAUGAUUUCCGAUACGCAGGCGCUGGACGGGGCUGACGAGGAUCACCUCCGACGCGGAGAGCGCCACUCCUCGACGAGCGGGCGAGCGACGUCGCCGCUGUCGCGCCCUGACGGCGGCCAAGCGAACGACUGCGCAAUCUGCGGCUGGCGCGCCCCCCGCGCUCGCGAUCACGCGUUUUUCAUUCAGAUCGACUCCGGAACAUCGCGCGUCGUGCCGACGAAUCAUACCGACCCCUUCGUCGGUACUUCCGGACGCGGCGGCCCAAGGUUCAAGGCGACUUGGAAGGGCUUGUUCCUUGCACCCACAACAGAAGAGCGAUCCCCUUCGACAGCUGCAGUCCACCUCGAAUUCAUUGGAUCCUGGAAGCGACGUCUUCUCAAGUGGCAAGAGUUGGCCUCCACUCGUCUCGUCCGUGGUCGGGCCACUCUGUCGACCUUCUUCGAUGCACGCAAGCCGGUCUUUGUACCCCUUGAGGUCUCUCGACCUCCCCAGUAUACGCACGCCGACAAACAGGCGACCCCGAUGACGGACAUUGGAGGAAUCAAUACGGACACUGCUGCUGGGCAUAUUUGA
Schizophyllum commune H4-8 is the source of this 609-nucleotide messenger RNA. RefSeq lists its product as uncharacterized. Lineage: Eukaryota; Fungi; Basidiomycota; Agaricomycetes; Agaricales; Schizophyllaceae. Bases 1 to 609 code for a protein of 202 amino acids. The record is from RefSeq and is a predicted model, not a curated record. The transcript is spliced from 3 exons.